CUCUCCAUAAAACAAUAUGUGCUACGGUUAUAUUUCCUUGCCAAUGAAGGCCUGUAUUUAUCAGCAUUCUUGUCUUCAACCGAGAAAUUACAUCUAUAGAAAAGACCACAAAAUUUAUUCACGACGUGUUCGGAGUGACCUAACCUUAGCCAUAAGUAACAAGAAAAAUUUCUCUGGUCUUCAAGUCUCUUUGCAUCGGGCGGCAUCGGGAUUUGACUAGAAACAACACGCGAAUUCUUUCUUUUCUAGACAUAAUGUCAAGCUCGCUGCUUCAGGUAGCCAUUUUCACCGCCGGGGCCAUCGUUGGCGGUGGUCUAACCGUCGCAGUCACAAGCAAAAGGACCCGCCCAACAGAAGCCAUCGUCUCGCCCGCCGUCUCGCCGCCCAUUGUCGACAUUGGGCCAUCCGGGCGCACAUCGAUUUCUGCUGUUGUAUCUGCUGCAUCCCUAGCGUCUCCAGUACUGAAAUACGGCAACCCUGGCCCCAUCGCAGACCCGAUAAUUCGGAAAGCCUACGUCGCUGCAUACGACCGCAGACUUCGUCACCCGGCAUGGACGGCGGAACAUUUGACACUCGCCUCCCUCGGUAAAUCGACUCUUGUCCCUUCGGAAUCUUCUGAAUCGGGCGACCGUUCCAAGUCCACGUUCAUUGAGGACGAGUCAAUACCUGUUCCUUUCCGUGCGCGUUUGCAGGAUUAUUUCAGAAGUGGAUAUGACCGUGGACAUAUGUGCGUAGCUUUGGUUAUACAUUCGAAUCUGGUGCUGACUAGGAUGAAAGGGUUCCCGCGGCCGACUGCGAAGUUCUCACAGGAAGCCAUGAACGAGACGUUUUACCUAUCAAAUAUCGCGCCUCAGGUCGGUGAUGGGUUCAAUCGGCACUACUGGGCGUACCUCGAAGAUUGGUGUCGUAGACUGGCCGGAAGUUUUGCUGACGUCUAUGUUUUCACCGUCCCUCUCUACUUGCCCCGGAAAGAUGCCGAUGGUAAAUGGCGCAUUACACACGAAGUUAUUGGUUCACCACCCAACGUUGCUGUACCGACUCAUUUCGCCAAAGUUGUUCUUACCUCAAGGCCAUCUUCUCCGAGCACUCCAGAUAUACUCGAAUUAUCAACAGGCGCAUUUAUGCUACCGAAUGCUGUCAUACCAGAUGAAGCACCGCUAGAAAGUUUUGUGGUGCCCGUUGAUGCUGUUGAACGCGCCGCUGGCUUGACUCUGUUCUCAGACGCCGUCAAAGCUUCCUCCAAACACAUCUGUCAAACUACAAAAUGCUCUGUGAUCGUCAGGCGCUUCGACGAUGCUAGAAAAAGGCCUGAGAUGCGAAGGGCCAUUUCCGCACCCCCAAAGUAGAACUCUGAAGG
This is a messenger RNA of Desarmillaria tabescens, 1357 nucleotides long. RefSeq lists its product as uncharacterized. NCBI's taxonomy places the organism in Eukaryota, Fungi, Basidiomycota, Agaricomycetes, Agaricales, Physalacriaceae. Gene Ontology annotation, biological process: apoptotic DNA fragmentation. Bases 255 to 1346 code for a protein of 363 amino acids. Gene Ontology annotation, molecular function: RNA endonuclease activity; nucleic acid binding; metal ion binding. The record is from RefSeq and is a predicted model, not a curated record. Gene Ontology annotation, cellular component: nucleus; mitochondrial inner membrane. The transcript is spliced from 7 exons.